GUCAGUUGUUGAUGUGUGCAAGGGUCCCUGGUUCGAGCCCAGGUUGGGGCGAAGAGAGGGACGGAACGGAACCUACACUGUUAUAACAGCAAUAUCAAAGAUUUGUUUUUAUAACUAACCCAAUACAGACCACAGCCUGUCGUUUCCAAUGGGAGCAAAUUAAUCAUAGUGGGCAGAACAAGCAUGGAGGAGAGCAGAGCCAUUCGCGAGAUCCUGUUGGCGUUUUAUAAGGGAGCCAUCAGUAAAUUUAUUGGACUCUUUCUUGGACCACUGGAAAGGGAUAACCAAUUAUUACAUUGAAACUACUGGUCAAACGAGGCCUGUAAAGCAGACAGACAUCCCAUGGCGAUUGAAGCAGAUGCUGGAUAUCUUAGUUUACGAAGAGGGCCAACAGGGGCACGAGGAGAUGGGCCCUUGUAUGGAGUACCUCCUACAGCACAAACUGCUGGAGACCCUCUGCACCCUAGGCAAAGCACAGUACCCCCCAGGAAUGAACCAGCAGGUCCUGGUGUUCUUCUCCAAGAUCCUGGUACAAAUCCAAAAGCCAAUGCUUCACAUCCUCAAUGUGUAUAGGCCAGUCCAGAAGCUGGUUCGUCUGUGUGGUCUUCUGGGAUCGCAGACUGAGAAAGAGGAGGCCCAGUUUAUGUUUGUUGUUUGCUCCAGGGUGAAACAAGAUCCAUAUGUUCUCAACUACAUUUUAGAGAUUAAAAAGGAUAAUCACUCCAAGAGGUCUAUUUCUACCUCUGAGGAUACAGAAAAGGGGAGAAGUGGAGAGACUGUGCCUUCCAAUUACCCCACAGCUUCCAACCCUGCCUCCACCUCCAGUCCUCAACAGCACUCACCCACUGACUCUCCCUCCACUAUUUUCCCAGCCAAUGCAGGCCUCAUCCAUGUCUUGGUCCACUUGAGCAGAAGCCAGAAAAGCAGAGUUGCACUGAAAGCCUUUGAGAGCUUGCUGCUCCUUGUCAGCAUACCAAAGGAAGAUACUGCAGUGUGCCUGGCUGAAAGCACCCCACUGUGUCAGCUACUAGCUGAGAGGUUGUGUGAGCUCUUCAGCCAGCUCCCGGCUACGCUGGAACCUGCAGACAUCCACAGUUUCCCCCAGACCCACUGGAAUGUUCCAUUCUCUCAGAGCGGUAUGCAGGAAAGGCAGUCGUUUCCUGGUAGUGAGCACAUGGAGAGGUUUUUCGCUUGGCUGGACUUCCUUGACCAUCUGAUGAGGGAGGCACCAAAGCGCCUCGCUGUGAAAUUGGCCAAAGAAAUUCACCAUUGCUGGCUUGUCGGUGUUCUACAGCAUGAGCUGCUCCAAAUGUCCGAGAUGGGCGUGCUGGUGAACACGGCGCUGCUGUGCUGCUCGGUGCGUCACAUCCAAUCCCCUGCCAUGUUGGAAGAGCUGGUCUCGUUCCUCCUAGGCAGACACACAGAGAGGGAGCAGCGCUUGGACACAGAGAGUCAUGUGCUGCGUUAUCAACUUAUAGAGCACUGUGACCACAUCUCCGAUGAGAUCAGUAUCACUACUCUGCUCCUGUUUGAAGAGCUCCUACAGAAGCCUCACAGGGACAUCCUCUUCAACCUGGUCCUGAGGAACCUGGAGAACCGCUGCUACGUGACACGCACUCUGGGGGGAGGGGAUGAUUGCAGGCAUUUCACUGACACCGAUCCCGUGGAGGAGAACGGAGAACUAGAGGAGGACCCUUUCUUUACAGACAUGUAUGGUGAGGAUGAAUUCAACAGCUCAGAGCAGCUUCUGCAUCGACCCCAGCUCAUGAGAGAACAUCGCUGCAGUGGACAAACUCAAGCAUUGGACAUUGUAAACAGUUUUCUGUGUUUGGUCCCUCAAGAAGCAAAAACCUCUCAACAUGUCCAAGGUGCCCGAUAUGAAACUUAUGUCCAUGACGCUCAUGGGCAGCUUAAAGAGUGCACUGCAUUCUUGCUCGAUUGGGAUUGGCCGAAGUCCCUCAAACCAACCGAGUUGUCUGUAUCCAGUUCUGACUUCUUCGAAGGCCACUUCCUCAAAGUCCUGUUUGACAGAAUAGGCCGGAUCCUUGAGCAGCCCUAUGAGCUGAACCUCCAGGUGACAUCGGUGUUGUCCAGGCUGGCUGUGUUCCCUCACCCGCACCUCCAUGAGUACCUGCUAGACCCCUACAUCAUCCUGGCCCCUGGAGUCCGCUCCCUGUUCUCUGUGCUCAUCAGGGUGAUAGGAGAACUGAUGCAGAGGAUCGAGGUGAUCCCAAACUUCACAGAGAAGCUUGUGCAUGUCCGAAGGCAGCUGAUGGGCCUGGAUGGGGAGUCUGGAGUGGAUCACAUGCCCCUGCUUAAGGGAGUGAUCAUCCUGGAGGAGUUUUGUAAGGAGCUGGCAGCCAUUGCCUUUGUCAAACUUCCCGCCAACAACACAAACUUGCAGAACACUGACACCGUGUGAAUCCUUGAACGGAACUCUCAGUCAGAAGACACCGGUCAUAGCUGCUUACUUCUGUUGGUUGCACGACAGGAGGUACAAGGACACUAAUUGUUCUCCAAAGAUGAAGCAUUGGUACUUGCGAGAAUAGCAAAUCUGUAAGAUUCAUCAACAUUUUUAAGUUUAUUGUAAAUGCUGAAAUGUUUUGCUUGUUACAUAAUGACUAUGCAAAUUAUCACCUGGAAGUAAUGUAUGCAGUCGGUCAAAUCAAUGUAAAAGGUUGCGUUCCAUCUUGUCUUUGUAACAGUUGCGUAGGCUAUCCCUGGUUCCUGAGAUAUUAGAAUGAUGAUUGAGCCGGUAUUCAUGUAGGAUCAUGUUCAUUAUGGUCUAAAAGGGAAAACUGAUCCUGGAUCAGCACUUUUAAUGAAGUUUGAUACAUGAUCAUCUGGGCUGUGAGACUGGUUGGAACAACCUAAAACUGUGCAUUAUCCAGUUUAACUAUUGAUACUUUCUGUUUACAUGGCAGGAUGAGUCUGUCCUGGAGGCAGAACUGAGUGGUUUUUGCGAGAUGGGCCAGGUACAAUCUAUUAAAACAUUUGCUUUUUGGUAUUAAUUUAAGGUUAGGCUUUUAAAGAUUUGUGGCUGUGCUAGCUAGCGACCACUCUAUGGAGUUGCUUCCAGAACAAGAUUCAUGACAAAACGCUUACCUUUUCUCACAUUUUAUUUCUGUGUUGAAGUGAUGUCUGGUGUCCUAUGUGGACCAGGGUCUUUAUACACAUGGGUCUUAAUACAUUGUUUUAAACAUCA
Salmo salar (Atlantic salmon) is the source of this 3205-nucleotide messenger RNA. It is a transcript of the gene fhip2b, whose product is annotated as FHF complex subunit HOOK interacting protein 2B. Lineage: Eukaryota; Metazoa; Chordata; Actinopteri; Salmoniformes; Salmonidae. The record is from RefSeq and is a predicted model, not a curated record.